Messenger RNA from Penicillium salamii, 921 nucleotides. The record is from the annotation of a GenBank genome assembly. NCBI's taxonomy places the organism in Eukaryota, Fungi, Ascomycota, Eurotiomycetes, Eurotiales, Aspergillaceae.
AUGGCAGUCCAAACAGGCCUCGAUUAUAUGCGUUCGCGCACAGUGGUGGACUGCGACACAAUGGACGAAGAGGUCGCCAAAACAUUAGGUCCUUUCCAGGAUUCAACUUCCAACCAGGCUAUUGCUUUCGGGGAGUUGUCCAAACCAGCACGAGCCGAAUUGAUUGCUGCUUCCAUGGCUGAUGCCAAAGCUCUCCAUUCAAGAUAUUCUUCUAUCGGAAUGGAAGAAUUGGCUGUUGAGGUCGCGAUGGUGCGGAUGGCCCUUGGAAUGGCACAGCAUAUCCGCGGACGCGUCCAUGUGCAAACCAAUCCUUACUACUCAUACUCUACAGAAAAGACUGUUCUCAAUGCCCUUCGAAUCGUACAGCUGUUCCAGCAUGUGCAGCCCGGGUUCGAUGUAGCUCGUAUUUCCAUCAAAAUACCAAGCACAUGGGAAGGAAUGAUGGCCUGUCGAACUCUCGAGCUGGCCGGUGUGCGCACCCUGGCCACAACCCUGUUUACAAUGGCGCAGGCUGUACUUGCGGCAGAAGUCGGCUGCACCUAUAUUGCUCCCUACGUGAAUGAAUUGAAGGUCCACUUUGAUGCCGAGUUCGAGGAUAAGGCAAAGCUGCUACCAUUGUGUGCAGCCAUCCAGAAAUACUACCAGUCUAUCCAGUCGCCUACCAAAGUCCUUCCUGCGAGCUUGACCUCUGUUGAAGAGAUAUUCUUCCUUGCCGGUGUGGAUCAUCUCACUAUUGCGCCAGCACUGCUGGCCCAGUUGACCCAGCCUUAUGCUGGGAAUGUCCAGUCUUUGUUCGAUAUAGCGCCUACGCUCCCUAUCCCUGCCAAGGGUGUGUCCUUCAUCAAUGACUAUGGAAGCUUCCAGAUCACCUUUGCCCGAGACCAGGGUGGUGCUAGCCAGAGAAAGCUGACUGAGGUAUGA